Poecile atricapillus (Black-capped chickadee) is the source of this 2329-nucleotide messenger RNA. RefSeq names its product PDZ and LIM domain 3 (gene PDLIM3). The transcript has 8 exons. The record is from RefSeq and is a predicted model, not a curated record. Gene Ontology annotation, biological process: heart development; actin cytoskeleton organization; muscle structure development. Gene Ontology annotation, molecular function: muscle alpha-actinin binding; actin binding. NCBI's taxonomy places the organism in Eukaryota, Metazoa, Chordata, Aves, Passeriformes, Paridae. The coding region runs from base 164 to 1255 and encodes 363 amino acids. Gene Ontology annotation, cellular component: filamentous actin; Z disc; stress fiber.
CAGUGCCCACAGCUUUGGAAUGAGUAAAACUUCUUAGGAGGUAUAAAAGGUCGGCUGCCCUGUCUGGCAGGUGCUCUGCUGACAGCAACCUUCCUCCUAUAGCUCAACUCCUCACACGGACCCAAGGGAAAAAAGAACAUUAACCAAGGAAAAUCUGUCCACAAUGCCACAAAACGUUAUUCUCCAAGGACCGUCACCCUGGGGAUUCAGGCUCUCAGGAGGAAUAGAUUUUAACCAACCCUUAAUCAUAACCAGGAUUACACCUGGAAGCAAGGCUUCAGCUGCCAACCUGUGCCCUGGUGACGUUAUUGUAGCUAUUGAUGGUCUAGGCACAGAGAACAUGACACAUAAUGAUGCCCAGGAGAGAAUUAAAGCAGCUACACAUCAGCUUUGUUUGAAAAUAGAGAGGGCAGGAACUAAGUUAUGGUCCCCACAAGUUUCAGACGAUGGCAGAGCACAUCCCUUCAAGAUAAAUUUGGAAGCUGAACCUCAGGAUAUCAACUACUUUGAACACAAGCAUAAUAUUCGGCCCAAACCUUUCAUAAUCUCAGGCCGAAGCAGUGGAUGCAGCACUCCUUCGGGGCUGGACUGUGGCAGUGGGCGCAGUACCCCCUCUUCAAUUAGCACGGUCAGCUCCAUCUGCCCCACCGAGCUGAAAGCUGUGUCUAAGAUAGCCCCUAACGUUCCCCUGGAAAUGGAGCUUCCCGGUGUCAAGAUCGUGCACGCUCAGUUUAACACACCUAUGCAGUUGUACUCAGAUGACAAUAUCAUGGAAACACUGCAAGGCCAAGUUUCUACAGCUCUGGGGGAAACACCUGUCAUAAGUGACCCAUCUCCCAACUCAGUGUCUCAGUCUGACGUGUACAAGAUGCUGCACGCCAACCAGGAGGAGCCCAGUCAGCCGCGCCAGUCUGGCUCCUUUAAGGUGCUCCAGAAUUUAGUCUCCGAGGAAGAUGGGCGCCCUGUGGGAACAAGAAGCGUGAAAGCGCCUGUAACGAAGAUACCUACUGCCAUGCCUGGUGUCCAGAAAGUGCCACUGUGUGACAAAUGUGGGAGUGGAAUUCUAGGGACGGUGGUGAAGGCACGUGAUAAAUACCGGCAUCCAGAAUGCUUCGUGUGCUCUGACUGCGAUCUCAACCUGAAACAAAAAGGCUAUUUCUUUGUGGAGGGCCAGCUGUACUGUGAAGCUCAUGCACGCGCCCGCAUGAGGCCACCGGAGGGGUACGAAACAGUUACGGUUUACCCAAAAUGCUAGUCUUAGGCUAACACACAAACAUAUGCAUGCACACAAAGAGCCUUUACCAGCUUAGAACUGCAGUACAAGUGUCAGGACUUCUGCCUAAACCCAAAGUAGCAGCUUUUAAACCUUUCCCUGUGGGAUUCUGGGAGAGGUGGAAGUCCUUAUUAGCCAGCAAUAGCACACUACACCAGCAAAAUUCUGCUAAAAUACUGUUUUUAAAACUGUCAAUAUAACUCAGAGAAGUAUAAACUAACACAGCUCUCCUGGAAUACAAAAAGUAAAACAGCUGAGGUAUUACAUGAAUGCUACAGCAUUAUGUUCAUAUAUAUAUAUAUUUAUAAUAUACAUAAGUGCUGUAACCAAGACAUUAUUUUUAACAUAAAUUAAGUAUUUGUGCAAACACCAACACCAUCAAAGUCUUACAGGCUGGGCCACAAUAAAUGUAGAAACUUGACAGAUCAUUAGAAAAGCAGCUAUUUUACAUGUUUAGUACAAAACAAGCAGUUGAUCAUGUCUGCUAUUAUUCAACUAGCAUUAAUGUACACCCCAAACAUGUUUUGCUUACUUUGCUCUGAAUUUGGGGUUAUAUUGCCUUAAUUUUCUGAUGCAGAAACUGUGAUAAAAAAAUAAAUGUCAAGUCACACAAUAAAAUGGUUAGUAUAAUAAAGACUGGUUAGUAUGAAGCAAAGCAAAAGUUCUGCGUUGUCAUAAUGAUUUUGAAAUUAUAUCAACUUCCACGUCUCUUUGCAAAAGAUUGUUCUGAGGGAUGCACACACAUAACUUGUUGGGUUUUUUUGUAAAAAGAACCUCACACUCUAAUAAGAAUUCAUUUUGAAUUGAGAAUGAAAGCAAAUUUUAAACCUUUUCUGCAGAAAAUGAUACUGGAUAUUUGUAUCUCUGCCACUCAAUUUCCAUAAUAGAAACAAUGGGGAAAUAUCAUCACAAUAUAUUGCUGGUAAAUUAAAGCUUGGACAGCUUUAAAAAUAAAUGUUAAUUAAAAUAUGCAAAGGCAAGGUCUUUUAUCAAAAAGCCUAGUGAAGUUCUAAGGAAUAAAAAAAAGAAGCUGAAUUGUAAUCAAUUUCUGAAACU